Molecule: messenger RNA, 2932 nt
Organism: Psammomys obesus (fat sand rat)
Lineage: Eukaryota; Metazoa; Chordata; Mammalia; Rodentia; Muridae
Gene: Myd88
Product: MYD88 innate immune signal transduction adaptor
Exons: 6
Coding region: 427-1317 (296 amino acids)
Biological process (GO): Toll signaling pathway; defense response to Gram-positive bacterium; innate immune response
Cellular component (GO): plasma membrane
Molecular function (GO): TIR domain binding; Toll-like receptor binding
Source: RefSeq, a predicted model, not a curated record
AAGAAAGAAAGAAAGAAAGAAAGAAAAGAAAACAGAGGCACCACUUGCGCCAGAUGGAUAAAGGCAGCUUGAGCUUCACGUUGCUACUUCCAAAGCCAGUCUGCGCCUCUUACCAGAAUAUAGGUUAUCGUAUGGGAGGGCUGUAAACAACGCUGAUCCCCCUCACCACGCGUAGCCAGCACUACCCAGUCGCCCAGGUUUGGUGAGCGCGGAGAGAUAGACAGAUGUCAGAGGCGUUUGUCCAGAUUCUCACGCCUUCAAGAGGAGGGCAGUGGCAGGGCACCCCAACUGCUCUCCAGUGCGGACUCCGGAUUCUAGCAAGGGGCGGAGCUUCUCGGAAAGCGAAAGAAGGAGGGCCUGACAGGAGUCGUAGGGGAAGUAGGAAGCUCAACAAGGCCAGCGCACCGGGGUCGGGGGUGGCUCGCCAUGUCGGAAAGAAGCCCUCGCGUGGGAUCCGUGCGCCUGGACUCCUCCAUGUACUCCCUCCCCUUGGCCGCGCUCAACGUGGGAGUGCGGCGCCGCCUCUCGCUGUUCUUGAACCUACGGACGCUGGUGGCGGCCGACUGGACCUCGCUGGCGGAGGAGAUGGGCUUCGAGUACUUGGAGAUCCGAGAACUGGAGAGUCGCCCCGACCCCACCCGCAGUCUGUUGGAUGCCUGGCAGGGGCGCUCUGGCGCGUCGGUCGGUAGGCUACUAGACAUGCUGACGCUGCUGGACCGUCAAGAUAUACUGCUGGAACUGAAGGACCUCAUCGAGGAUGACUGCAGGAAAUACUUAGUAAAUAAGCAGAAGCAGGAGUCUGAGAAGCCUUUGCAGGUGCCCAGAGUGGAAAGCAGUGUCCCACAAACAAAGGAGCUGGGCGGCAUCACGACUCUUGAUGACCCCCUGGGACAGACACCGGAGCUUUUCGACGCCUUCAUCUGCUACUGCCCCAGUGAUAUUGAAUUUGUGCAGGAGAUGAUCCGGCAGCUCGAACAGACAGACUAUCGGCUGAAGCUGUGUGUGUCCGACCGUGAUGUCCUGCCAGGCACCUGCGUCUGGUCCAUUGCCAGUGAGCUCAUUGAGAAAAGGUGUCGUCGCAUGGUGGUGGUUGUUUCUGACGAUUACCUACAGAGCAAGGAAUGUGACUUCCAGACCAAGUUUGCCCUCAGCCUCUCUCCAGGUGUCCAACAGAAGAGGCUGAUUCCCAUCAAGUACAAGGUGAUGAAGAAGGAGUUCCCCAGUAUCCUGAGGUUCAUCACCACCUGCGACUAUACCAAUCCUUGCACCAAGUCCUGGUUCUGGACCCGCCUUGCCAAGGCUUUGUCCCUGCCCUGAAGAUGGUCCUGGGAGUCCUAGGUCUGUCAGUCUGUCCCUGCUGUUCUGCUUGCCUCCUCUGACACUGUAGGAGGGAACCGUGGUCCGCUCAUCCCUAACAUCUUCUGUAGCCAGACAUCAUCUGGACCCUGUGUCUCAGGUCUUGAAUGGAGCCUGUGACUCCAAGUGACAUUCUUACUCGCCUGUUGUCAGCCAGCAUAGUGAUCAUUGGGUUGGUGGAGUCUCAGGCCACCUGAGCUACAUCUCAGCCAUCUUUGGCCUCAGUGUCUCCUCCACCUGAGAGAUAGGCUACGGCGAUCAGGCAGGGAACAUGGUGAAAUGCUGCUCUGACCUAGGAGGGACAGUCUGGGCUGAAGGAGAGCUGGUUAUAGGACCACAUGCUGGCUGUUAAAGGCACCGCAGGCUUGCCAGGACAGCUGCUUUCACCUGUGUGCCUUAAACCCCCUUUCCUCCUCCCACAGGGCAGAGGGGAAGAGGGGCUGACUCGGAGCUGGAUGCACCCAUGCUGCCCUGUCUGCAUCUUUGACUCCUCUCAGCCUCUGCCCAUGUUCAGAGGUGACUGGCCUGAGCACCUGAGACUGCCUCUCACUCCCACCCACCCAUGCCUCUGUGCACAUCUCAGUUCUGUCCAGCCUCAGGUGGGAUCCUGUCCUCUGAGCUGGGCCACCGGGGCCAUCAGGACAGUGUCAUCAGGGAACCUUCCACCCCACCCUUCGGCUCAUCAAGACAGAGACUUUCUACCAACUUGCUGUACCUCAAUUACCUACUUUGUUAACAAGCAGCAAAAACACAAAAACAUCCUGCCCCCAGGAUGGAGGCAUGUGUCCCCAAACAGUCUUGUUCAUGUAGAUACAUGUAAGUACACACAUGCUCCCUCACACGCACAGGCAUCUGCACACAUGUGUUUCCUUUGGGACAGCUCCCAAGAAUGGCUGCGUGGAAGAGUUCUACCCUCAGGGGGGUCUGGACAAGAAUGGGGUACUCAUGGCACAGGUAGGAGCAUGUGCCUACAAUUCCGGCAUUUGGGAGGGUGAGGCAGGAGAACCAGGAGUUCAAAGCUAUCCUUGGCUACACAAGGUCAGCUUGGGCUACAUGAGGUCCUAUUGCUGUCUUCCAAGAGAAGACAAAGAUGUGGGCACUGGUGCUUUCUUCCCUCUCUUCCCCAGUCAUUGACAGCAAAGUCUAGAAAGGCCCCAAACAUGACAGCAUUUGGGCCGUUAGUGAACUGAAGAUUGAAAAAGGAGAAGCUCAACAGCAGAAAUCAGCUGCAAGCUCAGCUGUUUGCUCCCCAGUAAGGUGGUUGGUGUAUUCCUCCCAAGCUCUCUGGCAUAGGGGCAAAGUCGUGGUCCCUCUCAGGGCCCACCCCUCGGUCCUGAAUCCAAAAGAAAAUGUGCUGCCCUCAGUGUCUCGGGAGGAAUGGAGGCCCUUAGAGUAACCUCGUGAAACACUCCAGUGCUUGAUAGCAGACAUUUUAAAGCAAUCUGGAGAAAGUGUCUUCUAUGCCUGUUGUAUAGACUGUAUGAGAACUUCAGCGAGAUAGAUGGAAGAAAGGCUCAUGUCUGUCCUUUGUACUUCUGCAUUUGAAAGGUAAAUAAAAAGUAUUCUAUUUUGAGAA